AUGACAGAUAUUUCAUAUCCCGAGUCUUACCUCCGCACUCCUAUAUAUGCGUUGCCCUUCCUACAUCCGAAACGGCACGCCAAAACUGAUACAAGAGAGUUUUAUGAGGUUACAAGACCAAUUUGGGAGGAGUAUGAUGCUGAGGCGGGUUACGUGAACAGUGUGGAGGAGGUCAAGGAGAGUGUAGAGGGUUGUAAUAAUGUUGAAAGUAUCGAGGGAAAGAGUCAGAAGGACGGCUGGAGAAAGACGAAGAGGAGUCUGGAUAGCAUUGAUGGCGCAGAUGAUGACGACAUCAAGAGAAAGAGGUUCAGGGAUGCAUAG
Alternaria arborescens is the source of this 321-nucleotide messenger RNA. RefSeq lists its product as hypothetical. The coding region runs from base 1 to 321 and encodes 106 amino acids. NCBI's taxonomy places the organism in Eukaryota, Fungi, Ascomycota, Dothideomycetes, Pleosporales, Pleosporaceae. The transcript has a single exon. The record is from RefSeq and is a predicted model, not a curated record.